Messenger RNA from Nannospalax galili (Upper Galilee mountains blind mole rat), 1061 nucleotides. It is a transcript of the gene B9d1, whose product is annotated as B9 domain containing 1. Gene Ontology annotation, cellular component: MKS complex. The record is from RefSeq and is a predicted model, not a curated record. The transcript is spliced from 7 exons. The coding region runs from base 310 to 924 and encodes 204 amino acids. Gene Ontology annotation, biological process: cilium assembly. Lineage: Eukaryota; Metazoa; Chordata; Mammalia; Rodentia; Spalacidae.
UGGCUUUCCCACCACCCAGCUCUCCCGCCUGCACGGGUCCAGCCUGGCAAGGCCGGCCGUGGUCACCCACAGUCCAGGCGGGUCCUACGACCCGCCGCGGGGUUAGGUUCCGCACUGCCGGAGGGCUAGCGGCCAAAGAAGGUGGGCGCGGAGCCCCGCCCCCAUCGACAACACUGCUCCAGCGCUUCAUUACCCGCAAGGGCCAAGGAGAAGAAGUAUGUCCCAGGCGCCACGCCGUCUUUUUCCAAGGUAACCCGGCAGCCUCAGCAACAGCGCGCAGCCUGCGGGUGUCUCCCGGGACCCAGCGCCAUGGCGGCGGCGAGUCCCAGCGUAUUCCUGCUCAUGGUUAACGGGCAGGUGGAGAGUGCUCAGUUUCCAGAGUAUGACGACCUCUACUGCAAGUACUGCUUUGUGUAUGGCCAGGACUGGGCCCCCACAGCGGGUCUGGAGGAAGGCAUCUCACAGAUUGCAUCUAAGAGCCAAGAUGUGCGGCGAGCGCUGGUGUGGAACUUCCCCAUUGAUGUCACCUUUAAAAGCACCAACCCCUAUGGCUGGCCACAGAUCGUGCUCAGUGUGUAUGGACCAGACGUGUUUGGGAAUGAUGUGGUCCGAGGCUAUGGGGCAGUUCACGUGCCCUUCUCUCCUGGACGGCACAAGAGGACCAUCCCCAUGUUUGUGCCAGAGUCUACGUCUACACUGCAGAAGUUCACAAGCUGGUUCAUGGGACGGCGGCCUGAGUACACAGACCCCAAGGUGGUGGCCCAGGGUGAAGGCCGGGAAGUGACCCGUGUCCGUUCUCAGGGAUUUGUCACCCUCUUCUUCAAUGUAGUGACCAAGGACAUGAGGAAAUUGGGCUAUGACACGGGGCCUGUGGACACACAAGGGGGUCUGGGGCCCAGCCUGCACCAGGGCAAUUUGCAAUGAAGUCUUGGAACCGCUCUGCCCACCACCCCAGGCCAGGCACCCCACAGCUCUUACAGUCAAGGGCUGGACCGCAAGUGCAUCUGAGGGGCUGGGGGCGGUUCAGAAAUGUUUUAUAUAAUAAAUACCACAUUUUUAGA